CAUACUUUGUCGGAGUCUGCUGAAAGUUGGGAUGUCAUCUUCCUAACGAUCAAGUUAACUAGGGGAAUGGGAGAAUGGUUCUUCUAUCUAUACCCUCAAACGUGCUGGUGCAGACCAUACGCUGACACCGCAGAGACCGUGGUUUCAGAUCAUUGAGUCUAGACAAAAGUUUGUAGGUUGACAGUGGAAGGAUGUGGAUGAGGGCUGAAGUUUAGACAGAUCACAAGGGCUCUAAGGCCUGCCUGUGAUUGGCUGUCCGAUUCGUCCACAGCGGGGAGGCGCCACCUCACCUGGGCUCAGAACAGACUGUGAGAACUUCUCGGCUCCCCCUCCCGCCCGCCCCCCCAGCCCUGCACGUACUGGAACAUGUCUAGCGGACGGUCGGAGGGAAGCCGAGACCGGACAGCCGAGGCCCUAGAGCGAAGCAGCUGCAGUGAAGAUGUCCCUGUCAUCGAGCGCAGGAACCGCAGUGGCAUCAUCAGUGAGCCUCUGAGUAAGAGCCUUAAGAGGUCCCGCACCCUCUCCCAGUACACAGCCGCCUGCCCCACCAACACUAAUGGACACGCACACCACAAUGGAGAGACCAAGAGCCACCCGGCCAAGCCCCAGCCGCCCCCACAGCCCCAGCCCACUGUCUCAGCGCUGGCGGCAGCCAAGCUGGACCGGACCCUGGAGCAGGUCCUGGAAGGACAGAACGGCCUGCUGCACUUUGCCCAGGCUGCGGUGCUGUUAAAGAGGGCUGGGAUGGAGCACAUGCUGCUGCCGGGGGGGAUGGGGAUGGGGAUGGGGGGUAGCGAUUCAAUCUCAGGGGCAAACGACUUGGAGGGUGCGUCUGCUGCGGACUCCAUUGGCGGUAUUGCGGACUUCCCGUACGGUGUGGGAGGCGGCUUCCCGUUCAAUCCCGGACUGUUUAUCAUGACACCGGCCGGCGUGUUCCUGGCCGACAGCGCUCUGCACAUGGCUGGCCUGGCCGAGUACCCGGCGCAGAGCGAGCUGGCCUCCGCCAUCAACUCCGGCAAAAAGAAGCGGAAACGCUGCGGCAUGUGCCAGCCCUGCCGUCGGCGAAUUAACUGCGAGACGUGCAGCAGCUGCCGGAACCGCAAAACGGGGCACCAGAUCUGCAAGUUCCGCAAAUGUGAUGAACUGAAAAAGAAACCGUCUGCCACUCUGGAGAAGGUGAUGCUUCCUACAGGAGCAGCAUUUCGGUGGUUCCAGUAAGACUCUGACCCUCCUCCACUCUAACCCCUACCUACACAAACCCAAAGCUCUGCGAUCAAGUGCAAUGCCAACUCUCGCUUCGAUUGUAUCGGGCAUGGACACUGGCUGACAAGAAAACAAACAAACAACAAAUAAAAAGAUGUAAAAAAAAUACGAAACAGGAAUGAUACAAAAUAAUCAACUGAGUAAUGGAUGCACCAAUUAUUCCUUGAACCAAAAAUUAAAUAUAAAGAAAAUAAUCUAUGGCAACUUUCAUUCAUUCCCUUUUCUAUGUUCCCAUUUUGGUACAUUUUGUCCUGUUUCCAGCAGGACUUUUCUGUCGCUCAGACAUGGAACUGUUCAUUGCCUAACAGAAAUGAUGGACUGAGUGUGGACAAUCAACACGUCUGUGUUUGGUGUUAAUGUUGUUCACGUGUGGAAAGAUACAGUACUUGUGUAGAGAAUGUACAUUUAUGGCUAUAUUUUAAAACUAGUGGCUAAUGGCAGGCACUAUUGUAAUUUAGCACCAUUGUUCUUAUCUAAACCCUUGUCUAUUUUAUGAUUUAUAUUGUUGCAAGAAUAUAGUUUGAAAUGGAUCAAUGGUUGUCUUUUAAAAGAAAAAGGAAAUGUUUCAAAAUUUAAAAAUCCAGAUUUCUGAUUCAAAUUAAAAAUCAACUCUCACCCUUUGGGGCAGAAGUCUAGGGGACUCUUUAGCAGGAUGAUGCUAACCUCCAGAGAACUCACUGGAAUCUCCCCAACCAACCAACCAACCAACCAACCAACCAACCGUGUUUUUCUGGCCUGUAUUUCCAAGCGUUUUAUUUAAUGAAACUGGCAGCCUUACAUUCCUGUGGCCCUAGCGACUGUGUCUGGCAUGAGGAGGACAGAGGGCGACAUCACUAGGAGGCACUUGAUCUGAGUCUACCCAUUUCAAAGCACUGAAACAUGAAUUUAUCUUUUUUUUUUGUAUUUUUUUUUCAAAUUAUGUUGCUGAUAGCUACAUCUUUUAAAAACAACAGCGAUGUUUGUAUUCAUUUAGAAAAUUGGACUGGAUUUGUGAAUAAAAACGAAUGCAUGUAUUUGUGUAAACAUUUACAGUC
This is a messenger RNA of Oncorhynchus masou masou (cherry salmon), 2297 nucleotides long. RefSeq names its product CXXC-type zinc finger protein 5-like. Gene Ontology annotation, molecular function: zinc ion binding; methyl-CpG binding. Lineage: Eukaryota; Metazoa; Chordata; Actinopteri; Salmoniformes; Salmonidae. The transcript has 3 exons. The coding region runs from base 367 to 1218 and encodes 283 amino acids. Gene Ontology annotation, cellular component: nucleus. The record is from RefSeq and is a predicted model, not a curated record.